UGGAACUUAUGAUCGUUCAAUGACUCCAACAAAGAACAUUGGACUUCCAGAUUCCUUGCUUUCUCGUUUUGAUUUACUCUUUAUUGUAUUGGAUCAAAUGGAUGCUGAUAUCGAUCGUCAAAUCUAUGAGCAUGUCUUGAGAAUGCACCGUUUUCGCUCUGCUAUUGAUGGAGGGGAGGCAGCUCUUGAUGGAAGUACAAGAUGUGGAAGAGAAGAUGAAGCUGAUGUCGACUCAUCUGUUUUUGUCAAGAAUAACCGCGUGCUACAUGGGAGAAAAACACAAAGAGGUCGGAAGUGUGAUACUCUUACCAUAAAUUUCCUCAAAAAGUAUAUUCAUUGUGCAAAACACAGGAUUCAGCCUGAUCUGACUGAUGAGGUUGGGCCAAUUCUUUUCUUUUACUAAUAUAUUUAUUUUCCA
Molecule: messenger RNA, 418 nt
Organism: Hibiscus syriacus
Lineage: Eukaryota; Viridiplantae; Streptophyta; Magnoliopsida; Malvales; Malvaceae
Product: DNA replication licensing factor MCM3-like
Exons: 3
Coding region: 20-403 (127 amino acids)
Biological process (GO): DNA strand elongation involved in DNA replication; double-strand break repair via break-induced replication; mitotic DNA replication initiation
Cellular component (GO): MCM complex; nucleus
Molecular function (GO): single-stranded DNA helicase activity; ATP binding; single-stranded DNA binding
Source: RefSeq, a predicted model, not a curated record